This is a messenger RNA of Colletotrichum destructivum, 1008 nucleotides long. RefSeq names its product Putative major intrinsic protein. The record is from RefSeq and is a predicted model, not a curated record. Gene Ontology annotation, biological process: glycerol transmembrane transport; water transport. Lineage: Eukaryota; Fungi; Ascomycota; Sordariomycetes; Glomerellales; Glomerellaceae. Gene Ontology annotation, cellular component: plasma membrane. The transcript is spliced from 4 exons. Gene Ontology annotation, molecular function: glycerol channel activity; water channel activity. Bases 1 to 1008 code for a protein of 335 amino acids.
AUGGCGGAAUCGGUGUCUGAGUCUUCAUCUGUCGGAAAGCAACAUAUCCCGACCUUCAAGCACGACAUGGGAGGCGAAGAGACCCACGAGGAGCACGCCGUCGGCAGCAUGCUUCCCCCUCACCAGGAGGAGAAGCAGCUCGCUUGGGCCCGCAUCCGAGAGAACCUUCAGGAUGGCUUUUCUGAGUUUUUCGGAACCAUGGUCCUCGUCUUGUUUGGUGACGGUGUCGUUGCCCAGGUUGUCCUGAGUAACAGCACCAAGGGUGACUACCAGAGUAUCUCUUGGGGCUGGGGAUUGGGCGUCAUGCUCGGCGUUUACUGCAGCAAGAAAUCCGGUGGUCAUCUCAACCCGGCAGUGACACUCGCCAACUGCGUGUACCGUGGCCACCCGUGGCGCAAAUUCCCCAUCUACUUCAUUGGUCAGCUGCUGGGUGCCAUGGCGGCGGCCUUCAUUGUGUACGGCAACUACAUCAAGGCCAUCGACGCGUUCGAGGGCGGCGCCGGAAUCCGCACCGUCGGAGGACCCAACUCCACGGCCGGCGUCUUUUGCACAUACCCCGCCGAGUUCAUGACACGGACGGGCAUGUUCUUUUCCGAAGUCAUCUCGUCGAGCAUUCUCCAGUUCGUCAUUUUCGCCCUCGCCGACCCCGCCAACGGAGCCGCCGGACCCUUCAUGCCCUUGGCCCUCUUCUUCCUUAUCUUCGGCAUUGGUGCCUGCUGGGGUUGGGAGACGGGCUAUGCCAUCAACCUGGCGCGUGACUUUGGCCCCCGCCUGGUUUCGUACAUUGUCGGAUACGGUCCUGGUGUGUGGUCCGCCGGUGGAUACUAUUUCUGGAUCCCUAUGGUUGCCCCCUUUUUCGGAACCCUCCUCGGAGGCUUCCUGUACGACGUAUUCAUGUACACGGGAGAGAGCCCGAUCAACAGCCCCUACUUUGGCCUGACCCGUCUCUUCCGGCCCCGUCGGGACGUGUGGUCUAACACCUACAAGAACCGCUUGGAUAAGGUGUAG